Messenger RNA from Erinaceus europaeus (western European hedgehog), 1927 nucleotides. RefSeq names its product cellular communication network factor 6 (gene CCN6). Gene Ontology annotation, biological process: signal transduction; cell adhesion. The record is from RefSeq and is a predicted model, not a curated record. Gene Ontology annotation, molecular function: integrin binding; heparin binding. NCBI's taxonomy places the organism in Eukaryota, Metazoa, Chordata, Mammalia, Eulipotyphla, Erinaceidae. Gene Ontology annotation, cellular component: extracellular region; extracellular matrix. Bases 765 to 1805 code for a protein of 346 amino acids. The transcript is spliced from 5 exons.
CAGCAAUGAGCUGGUUCUUUCAUAUGUGGAAUAUAGAUGACUAAAGCAAGGAACUUGCAAAAAAGAAAGAGAGAGAGAGAGAGAGAGAGAAAAUGGCAAAAUAAAGAAAAGAAUGAAAUUAAAAUUGAAAAGAAAGAGAAAAGGUAAUCAAACUGUCUCUUGAACUGUAAGAAAUGAUGGUUAUGUGAACAAAAUUCUCCGAGCACAGAAUCUUGUCGGAGAAAUGAUGGUUGUGUGAACAAAAUUCUGUGAGUCCAGGUUUCUGUUGGAGCAUGUGCUAACUUACAGACCAUGUGAAAGCAAAAAAAAAAAAAAAAAAUCAGGAAAAAGACCGGGAGUCACGGUGUUGUUCUCAGGGCAAGAACACAGGAUUUAAUUCUGGCCGCCACACCUGCCAGAGUGAUGUUCUCAUCCCUCUUUCCUCUCUUUCUUUCUUCCUUUCUCUCAAAAAAGGAAUAAGGACAUUUAAAGAAAAAAAAAAAAAAGAAAGAAAAGUCGUCUCUGGAUCUACCCUCCUCAGUGCUCGAGGGAGGUGCCCACGCCCUCAGGACACACUCUGCCCUUCUGGAAGGUAAAUAAGAGAAACGCUGCUGCCUGAGAGCAAAGAGGGUAUUCACCGGACUCCAGGGACGGGAAAGCAGGAGUGUGAAAGCAGGAGCCUAGCCGGACGUGAGCGGCAUGUGCUCUUCUGCUCAGGAGACAGAGGAGCAUUUUGUGCUCAGCCUGGAGCCUCCUAUCUCUCCCUGAGCUGAUCGGCCAGGAACAUGCAAGGACUGCUCACCGUCACUCUUCUCUCCUCUGCUCUGUCUCCGUUCUGCUGGGCACAGGGCGUUGAAGGAAAGGUUGGAGAAGUAGCAGAAACACCUCCUCGGAAACAGUUCUGCCACUGGCCCUGUGAAUGUCCUCAGCAGCAGCCCCGCUGCCCUCCUGGGGUGAGCAUGGUGCGGGAUGGCUGCGGGUGCUGUCAGACCUGCGCCAAGCAACCCGGGGACGCCUGCAAUGAAGCCGACCUCUGUGAUCCCCACAAAGGGCUCUACUGUGACUACUCAGCAGACAGGCCUCGCUAUGAGACCGGAGUGUGUGCAUACCUCCUAGCUGUGGGAUGUGAGCUCAACAAGAUACAUUAUCACAAUGGCCAAAUGUUUCAGCCCAACCCCAUGUUCAGCUGCCUCUGUGUGAGUGGGGCCAUUGGAUGCACACCUCUGCUAAUACCAAAGCCGACUGACAGUCCCUGCUCUGAAGCCAAAGAUGGGAAGAAAUCUACAAAAUCUAACUGUGGCCUGGGAUCAUUACAGCAGGAGCUCUCCACAACCUACAAGACAAUGCCAGCUUACAGGAAUCUCCCACUUAUAUGGAGAAGAAAAUGUCUUGUGCAGGCUACAAAAUGGACACCUUGCUCCAGAACAUGUGGGAUGGGGAUAUCAAAUAGGGUGACCAACGAAAACAGCAGGUGUGAACUGAGGAAAGAGAAAAGACUGUGUUUUCUUCAGCCUUGUGACAGUCACCUAGUGAAGACAGUAACGAUCCCCAAAGGAAAAACAUGUCAACCUACUUUCCAACUCUUCAAAGCUGAAAAAUUUGUCUUUUCAGGAUGCUCAAGUACUCAGAGUUACAAACCCACUUUCUGUGGCAUAUGUUUGGAUCAGAGAUGCUGUAUCCCUAACAAGUCCAAAAUGGUUACCAUUCAAUUUGACUGCCCAAAUGAAGGAUCGUUUAAGUGGAAGAUGCUGUGGAUUACAUCUUGUGUGUGUCAGAGAAAUUGCAGAGAUCCGGGAGAUGUAUUUUCAGAGCUUCAGAUUCUGUAAAACCAAACUGGGGGGGGGGGGGAGGUAAGGCUAACCAAUUAUGUCAUUACAUACAGAAGUCAGAAUGAUUGAAAAGGGUGGUAGAUCAACUUUACUGGUUUAAAACAGUAAAAAAAAAAACC